Molecule: messenger RNA, 2020 nt
Organism: Alosa sapidissima (American shad)
Lineage: Eukaryota; Metazoa; Chordata; Actinopteri; Clupeiformes; Clupeidae
Gene: rundc3aa
Product: RUN domain containing 3Aa
Exons: 11
Coding region: 373-1692 (439 amino acids)
Cellular component (GO): cytosol
Source: RefSeq, a predicted model, not a curated record
AUUAGCCUACCCCACAAAAAUAUUUCCAGAACCAUUUCAAAACCAUGGAGUUGCAUGUUCUUUGGGGAAAGAUGGCCUUAGAUUGAUUUGUGUCCAACUUAAAAAAAAGUGGACCCUUGAAAAUAAAACACUGUCACGCUAGAUUUUAGAUUGGCCUGCUUGUUAUUUUCUGUUUCUGGUCGAGAUUCGCAAUCUCACCUCCUUUAUUUCGGGGUCUGUGGUCUUGGAGAGUAGUUGACAAACCGCGCUCGUAAGACGUCGCUCCCCAUCGCAAAGAUCAUUGAUGAAGCGUGAGGAACCGUGACCCCGGUGCAUUUGUAUGGCAAGAAAGAGAGGGUGGUACAGGUCUACCGAAAGGCUUCGAGCAGCCAAAUGGAGCGUGGCUGCAUCCAGACCGCGAUGGCUAUGGGUCUGACAUCGAAAAAGGCAUCUUCUCGAAACGUUGGCGUGGAACGCAAGAACCUCAUCACCGUUUGCAGGUUUUCAGUGAAGACGCUCCUUGAGAAGUACACGGCGGAGCCCAUCGAUGACUCGUGCGAAGAGUUUGUCAACUUUGCUGCGAUCUUGGAGCACAUCCUCAGCCACCGAUUCAAAGGUAAUGUAGCAGGUCCAGGCAGCUGGUUCAGUUCUGAUGGCCAGCGGAGUUUUUGGGACUACAUCCGGCUGGCGUGCAGUAAGGUGCAGAACAACUGCAUCAGCAGCAUCGAGAACAUCGAGAACAUCAGCACUUCACGAGCUAAGGGUCGAGCGUGGAUACGUGUUGCUCUGAUGGAGAAGCGUCUUGCUGAGUACGUGGCCACAGCUCUCAGAGACAACCGCACUACCAGGCGGUUUUAUGAGGACAGUGCCAUCAUGUUGAGGGAGGAGGCCACUGUUCUUACUGGAAUGCUCAUCGGACUCAGUGCAAUCGACUUCAGUUUCUGCCUGAAGGGGGAGGUGUUGGAUGGCAAGACUCCCGCUGUCAUAGACUACACACCUUACCUGAAGUUUACUCAGAGCUAUGACUACCUAAGCGACGAGGAGGACCGGCGCAGCGUGGACAGCAGCGCCAGUGAGGAGAGUGUCUCCGAGCACCCCUACAUCCCACUGGUCACCGACGAAGAGAGCUGGAGCAACAAGUGCCGCAAGAUGGAGCAGCGCUUCAAGAUCGUGUAUGCACAGAAGGGUUACCUGGAGGAGCUGGUGCGUCUGCGUGAGUCCCAGCUGAAGAAUGUGGAGACGGAGAACAAGAAGCUAAGCUCCCGACUGCACGAGCUGGAGACACAGAGCCAGCAGGAGAAGAAGGAGCUGGAGUCCAUUAUACUGGAGCUCCAGGCACAGCUUUCUGCCCUUAUUCCCUGUGACUCCUCCCAUUUGGCCAAAAACCUUUCCAUCCCCCUAGUCAACCAAUGGCCUUCCGUUCGAGCCUCUGACAACCAGAAAGACGUCAAGCUGUUUCGUCGGAGGAGUUUGGACAGUUUGGAUCACCUCUCGGCUGAGGUGAGCCUAAACUCUGAUUCCCAGAAGACAGAUGGCAAACAAAAUGGAGAUGCUGGCUGGUGUACAACGGGGAAAGAUUACACGCCCUCCAUGCUGGGCCUGUGUGGCUCCCUGGCCUCUUUGCCCAGCUGUAAGUCCUUGGCCAGCCUGAAGUCCAGCGAGUGCUUGGUGAACAUCAGCAAGGAGCCAACGCCUGCCGUCUCCCCCAGCUAGAGUGUCCUCUGACUGGGCAUGAGUGGAUUUGCCCUCCCCUCUCCCCCUUCCACUCCUUUCCCUUCCCACCUCUCUUGAAGUUCUGCCAGUCUCUCUCAUCUGCACCACCACCACCACCACCACCUCCUGGUCCUAUAAGCUACCAGACUCUGCCCAUCCCCUCUCCCCUCUCUGAUAACUUCCCAACCACCCCUCAGUUCCUCAGUUCAGACAAAAAGUGAAUCACACUUUCACACAUAAAAAAGAUGCUUGUACAUUAUUGUUUCUCUUCAGGGUUUCUGACUGUUUGUUCUGUCAAAUUAAAAAAUAAAUGUUGGAUUGAAAGGAA